AUGAAUAUAAAUACGAUUUCAUCAACAAAAAAUGAUUUUCAGCAAAUAACAACAAAUAAGAAUUCAAAUCAGCUUUGGUGUAAUUUAUGUCAACGAAAAUUUUGUUCAUUAAGUGCAUUAUAUCAACAUGGCAAACGUUUAUCACAUUUAAAACGUGCAAUGAAAAUUUCAUCUUCUCGUUGUACAACAAUAACUAAUGGAAAAAUUACAAGUUGUAUACAAAGAAAUAAACCAUCAAGUACACCAAUAUCAAUUAUUCGUAUUCCUUCACCGCCGCCGCCUCCUCUUCCUUCUUCUUCUGUUCUUCCACAAAUUGAAUCAAUAACAAAAAAUCAAAUUAUUAUUCGUAAAAAUCGACAUGAACACGAUAAUUCUAUAAGUUAUACUUGUAAUCUAUGUAGUUGUCGAUGUUGGUCAAUACGUAAUAUACGUCGUCAUAUACGUCUUCAUGCUGAUGUUCGUCCAUAUACAUGUAAUAUAUGUCAGUUAAAGUUUAAAUCAUAUAGUAAUUUAAUGAAACAUUUUAAAACUAAUCGACAUCAACAAAAUAAAGAAAUUAAUGAAAAAAAUUGGACAAUUGAUACACAAGCACUUGAAGAACAAAAUAAAUUAAUUAAUCAAGUAUUAAUUGUUGAUGAUGAUAAUCAAGUAGAAGAACGCAAACGUUCAAAUGAAUUAUCAUCUUCAAUAGAUGAAUCGAAUAAUCUACUUGAAGAUUUACAUAUACCUGAUAGUCGUUUAAUUGAUGGUGAUGCUGCUGAACUUGCUCUGAUUGAUCCAAAUACAUUUGAAGAACUCCAUAAAGCAGCUGAAUGUUUACUUAAUUUACAAGGAGCAUUUUAUUUUGGUGAAGAUGAAAAUGGAACUGAAAAAUCAAAUCCGCUUCUUUCGACUUAA
This is a messenger RNA of Rotaria sordida, 897 nucleotides long. The record is from the annotation of a GenBank genome assembly. Lineage: Eukaryota; Metazoa; Rotifera; Eurotatoria; Philodinida; Philodinidae.